Messenger RNA from Carassius auratus (goldfish), 9427 nucleotides. RefSeq names its product zinc finger protein 236-like. Gene Ontology annotation, cellular component: nucleus. Gene Ontology annotation, biological process: regulation of transcription by RNA polymerase II. NCBI's taxonomy places the organism in Eukaryota, Metazoa, Chordata, Actinopteri, Cypriniformes, Cyprinidae. Gene Ontology annotation, molecular function: DNA-binding transcription factor activity, RNA polymerase II-specific; RNA polymerase II cis-regulatory region sequence-specific DNA binding. The coding region runs from base 245 to 8656 and encodes 2803 amino acids. The transcript is spliced from 3 exons. The record is from RefSeq and is a predicted model, not a curated record.
AAACACGAAAGAAGAAGAAGUAGCGAAUGUUGUGUUCGAAGAAGAACAUUUUCCAGGACAGAACUGUAGUUAAAGGAUUGUUUCUUGUGUUUAUGUAAUUACGUCGGAACCCUGUCAUUGUCUGUUGCGAACACAAACGUCGGAAAUUAUGACAAAUUGAGGAAAUCGUCUCUCGACUUAACAUCACGAAAUUCCUGCGGAUAAGGUGAAUACGUUUAUAGUGCUCGUUCAGUGCGUGGAGAGAAUGCUUAACAUUUCGAGCCAGAUGUCAGCUCAGAUGCAAUUUUCCCUUGUAGAUGAAGGAGGUUUGGCUCUUCAAACUGGACUGACUUCUGCUUAUUCUUCAAAGUAUUCAGAUGGUCAGUGGAUGGAAAAAAGACAGGAAAAUGAUAAGGCACAAGAACCCAUUGUCACAACACGAAAUGAGGACAAUGAUGUAAAUGCAAAGCUGGUGAAAACUAAGAAUUAUAAUGGAAGCAAAAGAGUUCAUCAAUGCCCUAUGUGCCUUAAACGAUUUUGUGCACCAUCUAAACUAAAAAGGCAUUGUCUUAUUCACACAAAUCAGAGGCCAUUUCAGUGUUCCAUAUGCUGCCGUGCCUUCAGAGAACGCUCUCAUCUAAAAGUACACAUCAGAACUCACACCAAUCCUGAGAAGAGGACACGAUCACUCCACAGGUAUAAGGAAAACAGCGUGACAUGUAAUCUAGCAUCUAAGUCAAAGUUAAAACCCUCUUCAAAACAAUCAACUGGUCAAGACGAUACAAAAUCAACAGAUAAAGAAAUGUCAACAGUGCACCAAGACCAAUAUAUGGUUACAGAGAAUAUGGUGUCUCAAAAAAUAAUUGGUGACUGCAAUGAUUCAUGUUUACAUUUGCCAGAUUCUUUUCUAAAUGAAGGAGGUUGGGAUUGUCACACUGGAUGGAGUUCUGCAUAUUUUUCCAAACCUUCAGAAGGCCAGUGGAUGGAGGAAAACCAAAAAACUGAGGAGCAACAAGAAGCCAACCUCACAACACAAAAUAAGGACAAUGAUGUACAUUCAAAAGUGUGGCAAAGUAAGAAAUCUGUUGGAAGCAAAAGAGUUUAUUAUUGCCCUGUGUGCCGUAAACGGUUUGGUGCUCCAUCUGAACUUAAAAGGCAUUGUCUUAUUCACACAAAUCAAAGGCCAUUUCAGUGUCCCAUAUGCUGCCGUGCCUUCAGAGAACGCUCUCAUCUAAGAGUACACUUUUCAACUCACAAUAUCCGUGAAAAGCGAAGCGCACCAUCAAUCCAGAGCUAUAGAGUCAAUAGUGUGCCCUGUAAUCAAGCGUCCAAAUCAAGGUUAAAAUCCUCUCCAAAUCAAACAACUGCCCAAGAUGAUACAAAGUCAACGGAUAAAGAAAAGUCAACGGAGCACCAAGAUGAAAAAAUGUUUAUAAAGAAUAUGGCUUCUCAAAUUAUUAGUUGUGACUGUAGUGAAUCAGAUGCAUGCGUGCAAGACUCCUUUCUAAAUAAAAAAGGUUGGGUUCGUCACACUGGGCUGAGUUCUGUAUAUUUAUCCAAACCUUCAGAAGGCCAGUGGAUGGAGGAAAUACAAGAAUCUGAGAUGAAACAAGAAUCCAGUGUCUCAACACAAAGUGAGGAUGAUGUAAAUAUUAAGGUGUUGCAAAGUAAGAAAUCUGAUGGAAACAAAAGAGUUUAUGAUUGCCCUGUGUGCCGUAAACGGUUUGGUGCUCCAUCCGAACUUAAAAGACAUUGUCUUAUUCACACAAAUCAAAGGCCAUUUCAGUGUCCCAUAUGCUGCCGUGCCUUCAGAGAACGCUCUCAUCUAAAAGUACACAUCAGAACUCAUGAUGUCCCUGUGAAGCGGAGAACACCAUCACUCCAGAGCUACAGAGACAACAUAGUGUCCUGUAGUCAGGCUUCAAAGUCACAACCCUCUCCAAAAUUUCUAACUGCCCACAAUGAUACCUCUUCAACAAAUAAACAAAAGUCAACCGUGCAGCAAGAUCAAAAUGUGCUUCCAGAGGAUAUGCUGUCUCAAAAAAUAUGUGGUGACUGCAAUGAUUCAGGUGUACAUUUUCCAGAUUCUCUUUUAAUUGAAGGAGGUUGGGAUUGUCGCACUGGAUUGAGUUCUGCAUAUUCUUCCAAACCUUCAGAGAGCCAGUGGAUGGAGGAGAUCCAAGAAUCUGAGGAGGAACGAGAAGCCAACCUCACAACACAAAAUGAGGACAAGGAUGUAAAUGAAAAACUGUUGCAAAGAAAGAAUUCAAAUGUAAGCAAAAGAGUUUAUGAUUGCCCUGUGUGCCAUAAACGGUUUGGUGCUCCAUCCGAACUAAAAAGACAUUGUCUUAUUCACACAAAUCAAAGGCCAUUUCAGUGUUCCAUAUGCUGCCGUGCCUUCAGAGAACGCUCUCAUCUAAAAGUACACAUCAGAACUCACACCAACCCUGUGAAGCGGAGAACACCAUCACUCCAGAGCUACAGAGACAACAUAGUGUCCUGUAAUCGACCAUCAAAGUCACAACCCUCUCCAAAAUUUCUAACUGCCCACAAUGAUACCACUUCAAAAAAUAAACAAAAGUCAACCGUGCAGGAAGAUCAAAAUGUGCUUACAGAGGAUAUGCUGUCUAAAAAAAUAUGUGGUGACUACAAUGAUUCAGGUGUACAUUUUCCAGAUACUCUUUUAAUUGAAGGAGGUUGGGAUCGUCACACUGGACAGAGUUCUGCAUAUUCUUCCAAACCUUCAGAGAGCCAGUGGAUGGAGGAAAACCAAGAAUCUCAGGAGGAACGAGAAGCUAGUGUCACAACACAAAAUGAGGACAAGGAUGUAAAUGAAAAAGUGUUGCAAAGAAAUAAUUCUAACGUAAACAAAAGAGUUUAUGAUUGCCCUGUGUGCCAUAAAAAGUUUGAUGCUCCAUCCGAACUAAAAAGACAUUGUCUUAUUCACACAAAUCAGAGGCCAUUUCAGUGUUCCAUAUGCUGCCGUGCCUUCAGAGAACGCUCUCAACUAAAAGUACACAUCAGAACUCACACCAACCCUGUGAAGAGGAGGACACGAUCACUCCAGAGCUAUAAGAACAACAGCGUGACCUGUUACCAAACAUCCAAGUCAAGGUUAAAACCCUGUCCUAAAUAUCUAACUGUCCAAAACAUCGCUAGUUCAGCAGAAAAACAACAGUCAGCAUCUCACCAAGACGACAAUAGGGUUACAGAGAUUGUGGCAUGUCAAAUUAUUAGUGGUGACUGCAGUGAAUCAGAUGGAUAUUUGGAGGACUCCCUUCUAAAUAAAGAAGGUUUGGAUCUUCACACUGGAUUGAGUUCUGCAUAUUCUCCUAAACCUCCAGAGAGCCAGUGGAUGGAGGAAAUCCAAGAAUCUGAGGAGAAACAAGAAGCCAGUGUAACAACACAAAAUGAGGACAAUGGUGCAAAUUCAAAAGUGUGGCAAAGUAAGAAUUGUAAUAGAAGCAAAAGAGUUUAUUAUUGCCCUGUGUGCCGUAAACAGUUUGGUGCUCCAUCUGAACUUAAAAGUCAUUGUCUUAUUCACACAAAUCAAAGGCCAUUUCAGUGUUCCAUAUGCUGCCGUGCCUUCAGAGAACGCUCUCAUCUAAAAGUACACUUUUCAACUCACAAAAUCCGUGAGAAGCGAAGAGCACCAUCAAUCCAGAGCUAUAGAGUCAAUAGUGUGCCCUGUAAUCAAGCGUCCAAAUCAAGGUUAAAAUCCUCUCCAAAACAAACAACUGCCCAAAAUGAUACAAAGUCAACAGAUAAAGAAAAGUCAACAGAGCACCAAGAUGAAAAAAUGGUUAUAGAGAAUAUGGCUUCUCAAAUUAUUAGUUGUGACUGUAGUGAAUCAGAUGCAUGUUUGCUAGAUUCCCUUCUAAAUAAAAAAGGUUGGGAUUGUCACACAGGGCUGAGUUCUCUAUAUUUUUCCAAACCUUCAGAAGGCCAGUGGAUGGAGGAAAUACAAGAAUCUGAGAUGAAACAAGAAUCCAGUGUCUCAACACAAAGUGAGGACGAUGUAAAUGUGAAGGUGUUGCAAAGUAAGAAAUCUGAUGGAAACAAAAGAGUUUAUGAUUGCCCUGUGUGCCAUAAACGGUUUGGUGCUCCAUCCGAACUAAAAAGACAUUGUCUUAUUCACACAAAUCAGAGGCCAAUUCAGUGUCCCAUAUGCUGCCGUGCCUUCAGAGAACGCUCUCAUCUAAAAGUGCACAUCAGAACUCACACCAACCCUGUGAAGAGGAGGACACGAUCACUCCAGGGCUAUAAGGACAACAGCGUACCGUGUUAUCAAACAUCCAAGUCAAGGUUUAAACCCUGUCCAAAAUAUCUAACUAUCCAAAACAACACUAGUUCAACAGAAAAACAACAGUCAGCAUCUCACCAAGAUGACAAUAGGGUUACAGAGAUUGUGGCAUGUCAAAUUAUUAGUGGUGACUACAGUGAAUCAGAUGGAUAUUUGGAAGAAUCCCUUCUAAAUAAAGAAGGUUUGGAUCUUCACACUGGACAGAGUUCUGCAUAUUCUCUUAAACCUUCAGAGAGCCAGUGGAUGGAGGAAAUCCAAAAAUCUGAGGAGGAACAAGAAGCCAGUGUCACAACACAAAAUGAGGAAAAUGGUGUAAAUUCAAAAGUGUGGCAAAGUAAGAAUUGUAAUAGAAGCAAAAUAGUUUAUGAUUGCCCUGUGUGCCAUAAACGGUUUGGUGCUCCAUCCGAAUUAAAAAGACAUUGUUUUAUUCACACAAAUCAGAGGCCAUUUCAGUGUCCCAUAUGCUGCCGUGCCUUCAGAGAACGCUCUCAUCUAAAAGUACACAUCAGAACUCAUGAUGUCCCUGUGAAGCGGAGAACACCAUCACUCCAGAGCUACAGAGACAACAUAGUGUCCUGUAAUCAGGCUUCAAAGUCAAAACCCUCUCCAAAAUUUCUAACUGCCCACAAUGAUACCACUUCAAAAAAUAAACAAAAGUCAACCGUGCAGGAAGAUCAAAAUGUGCUUCCAGAGGAUAUGCUGUCUCAAAAAAUAUGUGGUGACUACAAUGAUUCAGGUGUACAUUUUCCAGAUACUCUUUUAAUUGAAGGAGGUUGGGAUCAUCACACUGGACAGAGUUCUGCAUAUUCUUCCAAACCUUCAGAGAGCCAGUGGAUGGAGGAAAACCAAGAAUCUCAGGAGGAACGAGAAGCUUGUGUCACAACACAAAAUGAGGACAAGGAUGUAAAUGAAAAAGUGUUGCAAAGAAAUAAUUCUAACGUAAACAAAAGAGUUUAUGAUUGCCCUGUGUGCCAUAAAAAGUUUGAUGCUCCAUCCGAACUAAAAAGACAUUGUCUUAUUCACACAAAUCAGAGGCCAUUUCAGUGUCCCAUAUGCUGCCGUGCCUUCAGAGAACGCUCUCAUCUAAAAGUACACAUCAGAACUCACACCAACCCUGUGAAGAGGAGGACACAAUCACUCCAGAGCUAUAAGAACAACAGCGUGACCUGUUACCAAACAUCCAAGUCAAGGUUAAAACCCUGUCCAAAAUAUCUAACUGUCCAAAACAACACUAGUUCAACAGAUAAACAACAGUCAGCAUCUCACCAAGACGACAAUAGGGUUACAGAGAUUGUGGCAUGUCAAAUUAUUAGUGGUGACUGCAGUGAAUCAGAUGGAUAUUUGGAAGACUCCCUUCUAAAUAAAGAAGGUUUGGAUCUUCACACUGGAUUGAGUUCUGCAUAUUCUCCUAAACCUCCAGAGAGCCAGUGGAUGGAGGAAAUCCAAGAAUCUGAGGAGAAACAAGAAGCCAGUGUAACAACACAAAAUGAGGACAAUGGUGCAAAUUCAAAAGUGUGGCAAAGUAAGAAUUGUAAUAGAAGCAAAAGAGUUUAUUAUUGCCCUGUGUGCAGUAAACAGUUUGGUGCUCCAUCUGAACUUAAAAGGCAUUGUCUUAUUCACACAAAUCAAAGGCCAUUUCAGUGUCCCAUAUGCUGCCGUGCCUUCAGAGAACGCUCUCAUCUAAAAGUACACUUUUCAACUCACAAUAUCCGUGAGAAGCGAAGAGCACCAUCAAUCCAGAGCUAUAGAGUCAAUAGUGUGCCCUGUAAUCAAGCGUCAAAAUCAAGGUUAAAAUCCUCUCCAAAACAAACAACUGCCCAAGAUGAUACCAAGUCAACAGAUAGAGAAAAGUCAACGGAGCACCAAGAUGAAAAAAUGGUUAUAGAGAAUAUGGCUUCUCAAAUUAUUAGUUGUGACUGUAGUGAAUCAGAUGCAUGUUUGCUAGAUUCCCUUCUAAAUAAAAAAGGUUGGGAUUGUCACACAGGGCUGAGUUCUCUAUAUUUUUCCAAACCUUCAGAAGGCCAGUGGAUGGAGGAAAUACAAGAAUCUGAGAUGAAACAAGAAUCCAGUUUCUCAACACAAAGUGAGGACGAUGUAAAUGUGAAGGUGUUGCAAAGUAAGAAAUCUGAUGGAAACAAAAUAGUUUAUGAUUGCCCUGUGUGCCAUAAACGGUUUGGUGCUCCAUCCGAACUAAAAAGACAUUGUCUUAUUCACACAAAUCAGAGGCCAAUUCAGUGUCCCAUAUGCUGCCGUGCCUUCAGAGAACGCUCUCAUCUAAAAGUACACAUCAGAACUCACACCAACCCUGUGAAGAGGACAACACGAUCACUCCAGAGCUAUAAGGACAACAGCGUGACCUGUUUUCUAGCAUCUAAGUCAAAGAUAAAACCCUCUCCAAAAUAUCUAACUGUCCAAAACAACGCUAGUUCAGCAGAAAAACAACAGUCAGCAUCUCACCAAGACGACAAUAGGGUUACAGAGAUUGUGGCAUGUCAAAUUAUUAGUGGUGACUGCAGUGAAUCAGAUGGAUAUUUGGAAGACUCCCUUCUAAAUAAAGAAGGUUUGGAUCUUCACACUGUAUUGAGUUCUGCAUAUUCUCCUAAACCUCCAGAGAGCCAGUGGAUGGAGGAAAUCCAAGAAUCUGAGGAGGAACAAGAAGCCAGUGUCACAACACAAAAUGAGGACAAUGGUGCAAAUUCAAAAGUGUGGCAAAGUAAGAAUUGUAAUAGAAGCAAAAGAGUUUAUGAUUGCCCUGUGUGCCGUAAACGGUUUGGUGCUCCAUCUGAACUUAAAAGGCAUUGUCUUAUUCACACAAAUCAAAGGCCAUUUCAGUGUCCCAUAUGCUGCCGUGCCUUCAGAGAACGCUCUCAUCUAAAAGUACACUUUUCAACUCACAAUAUCCGUGAGAACCGAAGAGCACCAUCAAUCCAGAGCUAUAGAGUCAAUAGUGUGCCCUGUAAUCAAGCGUCAAAAUCAAGGUUAAAAUCCUCUCCAAAUCAAACAACUGCCCAAGAUGAUACAAAGUCAACAGAUAAAGAAAAGUCAACAGAGCACCAAGAUGAAAAAAUGUUUAUAGAGAAUAUGGCAUCUCAAAUUAUUAGCUGUGACUGUAGUGAAUCAGAUGCAUGCGUGCAAGACUCCUUUCUAAAUAAAAAAGGUUGGGAUCGUCACACAGGGCUGAGUUCUCUAUAUUUUUCCAAACCCUCAGAAGGCCAGUGGAUGGAGGAAAUACAAGAAUCUGAGAUGAAACAAGAAUCCAGUGUCUCAACACAAAGUGAGGACGAUGUAAAUGUGAAGGUGUUGCAAAGUAAGAAAUCUGAUGGAAACAAAAGAGUUUAUGAUUGCCCUGUGUGCCGUAAACGGUUUGGUGCUCCAUCCGAACUAAAGAGACAUUGUCUUAUUCACACAAAUCAGAGGCCAUUUCAGUGUCCCAUAUGCUGCCGUGCCUUCAGAGAACGCUCUCAUCUAAAAGUACACAUCAGAGCUCACACCAACCCUGUGAAGAGGACACCAUCACUCCACACCUACAAAGACAACAUAGUGUCCUGUAAUCGAGCAGCUAAGUCAAAGUUAAAACCCUCUCCAAAAUGUCUAACUGCACACAAUGAUACCACUUCAACAAAUAAACAAAAGUCAACCGUGCAGCAAGAUCAAAAUGUGCUUACAGAGGACAUACUGUCUCAAAAAAUAUGUGGUGACUACAAUGAUUCAUGUGUUUAUUUGUCAAAAAGUACUAGCCCUUUAGAGAAUGUUGAGAAUAACAAAUCAGUUUUGGCUCUGAUGCAUAAAACUGACAUCUUGCUUGAUGGGAAAAAGGCAUCUGACAUUGUGCCUUUUGGCAGGGUGAGUGACUGUCCACCCAAAACUGACUCAUCUCUCCGUCAUUGUGCUCCCGAAUCAAGAACUGAGGAAAAAUGGGAACUUUACAUGGACGAUGUUGAAGAUUUCUUUGUGGACUCUGACACUGUUGUCACACAGUGUGUCCCUGGUUCUCACAAGUCCAGUUCUUGUCAGUAUCAACAGAAUCCUGAUGUUCCCAGAAUCCCAGAAGUUGUUGUGGAGCUUGAGGACUUUGAGGAUCCAGGUGAUUGCUUUAUCAAAACUCCUCAUGACAUCCCCUUUUGUCGUGACUGUAGUCGGAGUUUCCGCACGGUUAGGAACUUGUAUGCACAUAAUUGUACAAACGGAUAUCCUGAAGGUGAAGUGAAGAAAUCCCACCAGUGUGACAUUUGCUUCAAAUUCUUCAGCACACCAUCCAAAUUGAAGAGUCACUAUGUUACUCACACGGGUCAGAGGCCUUUCCUAUGCACACAGUGUCAGAAGUCCUACACACAGCCCCAUCAUCUAAAAACACACAUGCUGUCCCACAGGUAGAAUGGUUACUCAAGGGUUGUCCAAAGAUAUGACCAAACCAAAAGGGUUUUCAAUUGUAUUUCAUUUGUGUGUUAUAAAGUUUUAUGCAGAAUGUUUGGCUUUCAAAGUGACCCAAUAUGGAUUUUUGAAAAUUACCUUUCAUGCAGUCUGUAACACAGCUUUAAAUGAUUAAAAAGACUCUGCAGUUUUAAAUCUGAAAGUGCAUUGUGUAUAAAGUUAUUGUCUCUCAAAAGAAAAUGUCAACUCUGAAUCAUUGAAACUGUCCUUUUAAAAACGAAUCCCAAGCCAUUUCAUGAACAUUAGAAUAUUGCCCGCACACUUGUUGGCUUUUGGCGUUUCUGAAUGAAGAUGCAAAUUCGUUCUCUUCCACUAGGUGCGCUUUUGGGGCGGUAAAAUAGCUUUUCCCCUGGUAACGCUGUACACAAAGCAGAACUGCGCUCACAAACACUGCUUUAUCAGGCAUUACAGGCAAGAGGAAAUCGACCAAUCACCGCAGAUAAGCGUCACGCAAAGGAGGGGUUUGGAAAAAUCAAUCGUUGAGCAAAUAAGAUAUAAAUAAAUGCAAAUUAUAGCAUUUAAAUUUAUUCAUUAGCAGACGCUUUUAUCCAAAGCGACUUACAGUACAUUCAGGCUAUACAUUUCACCAGUAUGUUCUCUGGGAAUCGAGCCCAUGACCUUUUGCGCUGCUAACGCAAUGCUCUACUACUAAGCCACAGGAACACAUUAUAAGACUAUGAAAGUGUUUUUUGAGCUUGCAUGCAUGUCAACCUG